Messenger RNA from Brugia malayi, 225 nucleotides. Lineage: Eukaryota; Metazoa; Nematoda; Chromadorea; Rhabditida; Onchocercidae. The record is from the annotation of a RefSeq genome assembly.
UUUAUAGAGCAGAAAAAAGAAAUACUAAAAUAUGUUGUGUCUCGGAUUAAAGAAGAUAAACAAGAGAAUUUCCUAAAAGAGUUUGAACAAAUACAAACAGAUUUCUCAGAAAAAGCAAAGAGAUUACCUUCCUUAGCAAUGAAAAAGCUAAAGAUAUUAGCUAUAGCAGACCUAAAUCUAGCAUUAACAAGUCAAAAUCAGUAUAUGAAAAUAUGUUAUAAGUCG